CAUCAGAUCCUCUACGCUACGCUUUGAGGCCCCGCCUGAGAGGGUGCUACCGCUUUUAGGAGGUUCCAGCACGCGUCUGCUAGCCACCCGACGUCUACCAGCCCUCCCCCCGGCGUGCACAUUGCCCCUUCGGCCCGCGCGAGCAUUUAUCGAUGGUGGUGUCGAAGCGCUUUUACGAUGUAGUUGCUCUGUACGUCGGAUAUGCAGCCGCCAAGUUUAUUGCCCUGACCGUCGUCAGACACUCACAAAAGUGGCUGAAUCAGGAUGCGCCCACGGCCCCGCUGAGCAAACAUGAAGAGCGCGAGGCGUCUGCGCUUUCUUGGGGGGAUAUUGACGGUCCGCCUUUUCCGCAUACUUACUGCAGUACCUGUCGUUGACUCGGGCGAUUUUAGAUUCUAUUGACCUAGUACAUUCCAACGUUGCAAAUUGACAGCGGUAUCAUCC
Messenger RNA from Schizophyllum commune H4-8, 444 nucleotides. RefSeq lists its product as uncharacterized. Bases 153 to 377 code for a protein of 74 amino acids. The record is from RefSeq and is a predicted model, not a curated record. Lineage: Eukaryota; Fungi; Basidiomycota; Agaricomycetes; Agaricales; Schizophyllaceae. The transcript has a single exon.